Molecule: messenger RNA, 1448 nt
Organism: Manihot esculenta (cassava)
Lineage: Eukaryota; Viridiplantae; Streptophyta; Magnoliopsida; Malpighiales; Euphorbiaceae
Product: autophagy protein 5
Exons: 7
Coding region: 250-1317 (355 amino acids)
Biological process (GO): autophagosome assembly; autophagy of mitochondrion; cellular response to nitrogen starvation
Cellular component (GO): phagophore assembly site membrane; Atg12-Atg5-Atg16 complex; cytoplasm
Source: RefSeq, a predicted model, not a curated record
AAAAUUACUGCGAAAGCAGCAACGAGUUGUAGUGUUGGACUCAAAUCUGGUGCGAGAGUUGGGAUUUCUUCCGCGACUACACUUCCGGUGUCUUCACCGUUUUGGCUCAGACCCUGACACUUCACCUGAGCCUCAAAUCAUCUUCAGCCACUUGUUCUUCAUCAACCUAUCGCCGAUCCUGUCACCAAUUUUGUGAUCUGGAUAUGUAUAACCUUAGAAAGUGAGAGAUUAGAGUAUAAGGGAAGAGGAAUGGAGGCACAAAAGUAUGUGUGGGGAGGUGCAAUUCCUCUGCAGAUACAUCUACAUGAGUCCGAAGUGACGACUCUUCCUCCUCCUCCUCCAGCCCUUAUCAUAGCUCCACGCAUUGGCUACUUGCCUUUGCUUAUUCCUCUUAUAAAGCCUCACUUUGCUGCUGCUCUUCCUCCUGGGGUCGACACCGUUUGGUUUGACUAUAAGGGCUUGCCUCUCAAGUGGUAUAUACCGACAGGAGUUCUCUUUGAUCUUCUGUGUGCUGAACCGGAAAGGCCUUGGAAUUUGACGGUUCACUUCAGAGGAUAUCCAAAUAGUUUAUUGAUUCCUUGUGAAGGUGAAGAAUCUGUAAAGUGGAGCUUUAUUAAUUCAUUGAAAGAGGCAGAUUACAUAAUUAGUGGAAAUUGCAAGAAUGUUAUGCACAUGUCUCAAAUUGAUCAGGUGGUACUCUGGCACUCUGUGAUGAAUGGUAAUUUGGAAGAGUACAUACGCACGUCAUCUAAGCUUAAAAUUGGUAUAAUUGAGGAUGACUAUACAUUGAAAACAGAUUUGUGCUCACAAAAAUCUCGAAAGACCACUGGUGAGGCGGCAGAAAGUGGGCAAACAAAGGCAGGUAAAAUUCCUGUUCGAUUGUACAUCUGCACUGUUAGUGAGGAUUUUGAAGAUAUGCCUACAUUUGAUAGUUGGGACCAAAUUUCUUAUAUAAACCGGCCUAUUGAGUUCCGCAAAGAAGAAGGUAGAUGUUUCACCCUGCGUGAUGCACUGAAACGUUUAAUGCCAGAAUUUUUGGUGGAUAAUGAGGAACCAUUUAGAAUAGAAGGUGAAGAUGAACAAAUACACGUAGUUUCGUCAGAAGAUUUGAGCAGCAACAGAAUGGCAACGGAGGAAAGAGUGGAGCCUCCCUGCACAUCUGGUGCUGCUGGAAUUAAACUUGUCCGCAUUCAAGGGAUUCAACCAAAACUUGAGAUACCCUUUUCUUGGGUAGUUAAUAAUCUGAAGAAUCCUGAGUACUUUCUUCAUAUUUGUGUGUAUCUCAAAUUUCCACGAGCUAUUUCUUUUGACAGGUAGCAUUAUUUUUAAAAAAGAGAGGAAAAAGAAAAAAAUUUGUAGGGGCAGCUGGACAAAAAUUUGCGAUUUUAACACGUUCUUUCACUGUAAAAAAUUGUACAGCACAGUUGAGUAGAUUACCUUUUUUUUCC